This is a messenger RNA of Geosmithia morbida, 849 nucleotides long. RefSeq lists its product as uncharacterized. The coding region runs from base 1 to 849 and encodes 282 amino acids. The record is from RefSeq and is a predicted model, not a curated record. NCBI's taxonomy places the organism in Eukaryota, Fungi, Ascomycota, Sordariomycetes, Hypocreales, Bionectriaceae. Gene Ontology annotation, biological process: cilium assembly. The transcript has a single exon.
AUGUCGACGGUGCAGCUGAGCAGCCACGACGUGGAGGUGCUCGCCAAGAUCAAUGAUCCAGAGUCAAAUCCCGCUGCGGGCAUCGUAACCGACGAAACGUUACCGCGGGACCCCCACGUCGUCGAUACGAGCGUCUACGAGGCGGUGGUGGCGGCGGAACGCACCAUCAUUCAGACACUGCAAAAGCUCGAGGCCCAGCCGGGCCAGCCCAUGUCGUCACCGCAGGACGAAGGGGAAGAACGACAGCAACAACAGCAAGACCCGGCCGUCGUGGAGGGCUAUAGACAGAGCGCGUCCGCCCUUGAACGCCUGGUCGCCGAGCAGCCGCGGUACGCCAGCGCGAGGAACAACCGUGCUCAGGUGUACCGCCGGCUGUACGGGGAUGCCAUGCUGCUGAACGUGACGGCGACGGGUGCGCCCAUGCCCCUCGUCAGGGAGCCCGACCGGGCGGAGAAGCUGGCCGCCUCGGCCACGGUCCUGGACGAUCUCGAGCGGUCCAUUGCGCUGUUGACGCCGAGCUCGGCGAGCACGCCCGUCUCCCCGCAGGCCGCGCGCACCCUGUCCAUGGCACACACCCAGCGCGCGGCCAUCUACCUCAAGACGUCCAAGAUGCUGGCGUACCGGUCGCUCGACAUCGACGAGGCCCGGCCCGAGGCGCGGUGGCGCACCCUCGACUUCGAGGAGGCUGCAUCGCGCGAUCUCGCCCUGGGGGGCCGCUACGGGAACCAGAUCGCCAAAGGGCUGGCUGUGAGCGUCAAUCCGACGGCCAAGCUGUGUGGGCAGAUUGUGCGGCACGCCAUGAAGGAGGAGUAUGGGCCGUCGUCGUUUGGGGAGCGAAUCGAGAAAUGA